Messenger RNA from Perca fluviatilis (European perch), 801 nucleotides. RefSeq lists its product as uncharacterized. The coding region runs from base 1 to 801 and encodes 266 amino acids. The transcript is spliced from 8 exons. The record is from RefSeq and is a predicted model, not a curated record. NCBI's taxonomy places the organism in Eukaryota, Metazoa, Chordata, Actinopteri, Perciformes, Percidae.
AUGGAGGAGAGAGAUGGAGAGAUGGAGAGACUUGAAAGGCAGAAGGAGCAACUUGAAAGGACCAGACCAAGUUCACCUGAAUGCGUUAUUAACUUUAAAGGAGAGCAACCCUCUACUGAAAAGAGGAUCCAUCAAAGACCAGACUCUGCUGAACCUGAACCCAGCUGUGUGUCCUUCAAGAGUGACCGGUCAAAAGAUCACUUUUUUGACUUUAAACAUCAACAAACCUCUGCUGAAAAGAAAGUGGACCAGGAGAGCUCAGAGGUUCCCAGUGGUCAGUCUGCCCAGCAGCAUCAAACACACCUGGAUUCCAUUUUUAUGCUGCUGGAGGACAACAUCUUCACUUAUGUGAAGAACGAACUGAAGAAGAUCCAGAAGCUUCUGAGUCAGGAUUACCCAGAAUGCUCGGAGAGUCAGUGGGAGGAUGAGGAUGAAGAGCAUAGGAGCAGCAGAGAGGCAUUUCUGAAGAUCACACUGCACUUCCUGAGGAGAAUGAAGCAGGAUGAGCUGGCUGACCCUGUAGGAAGGCUUUCAGACAUGUCAACAGAUGAGGUCAUCAGCUCACAUGGGCAGGGGCGUAGCACAAGACCCUGGGCCCUAGUCCUGAUGGGCCCCCAUGUUCCUCAACACCCCAAGCAACACACGUCUCAGGUCAUUAGUACCUGUGUGGAUGAUGAUGUGGCUAGGCUGACCCAGGAUGGGCUCAGUGAGCAGCUGGAGGGCAUUGUCCGGCCCUGGGACAUUGGAUUUUGGAUGUUUUUAGGCUCUCUCGGUGGUUCAGCUCCUCUCUUACAGCAGUGA